ACCCCGGAGGCCCCUCUAGAAUAGAAGAAUUCAGAUAUUCCCACCCUAAGAAUAAAGAAUAGUAGAAUACGUGAAAAAAAUUAACCGAUUGGACAGACAUUUUGACGCUUGAUGCUGUUUGAGCACUAUAUAACAAGGAGAGCCUCUCUGCAGGAAAAUCAUUCUUCAUUCUAAAUUCAUAUCAUACAUUCUGAUAACAUUAUACAAGGAAAAAUGGCACUCAGCGAAACCACUCGCCAUUCAGAUGCUGCCAUUGAUUCUAUGUUUGCCUCCCUUUAUCUUCAGAACUCUCUACCAAAGUUUGAGCUUCCUGAGAAAUCAACUCCUAAGGAGGCUGCAUACCAGAUCAUCAGUGAUGAGCUUAUGCUUGAUAGCAAUCCAAGGCUUAAUUUGGCCUCCUUUGUCACAACAUGGAUGGAACCUGAGUGCAAUAAGCUGAUAAUGGAAGCCAUCAAUAAGAACUAUGUUGAUAUGGAUGAGUACCCUGUCACCACUGAGCUUCAGAACCGGUGUGUGAAUAUAAUAGCUCGAAUGUUCCAUGCAUCUAUUUCUGAUAAAGAGCAAGCUAUUGGUGUUGGAACUGUGGGAUCUUCAGAGGCUAUAAUGCUCGCUGGCCUUGCAUUCAAACGCAAUUGGCAGAACAAGAGAAAAGCUCAAGGGAAGCCUUAUGACAAGCCCAAUAUUGUGACUGGUGCCAAUGUCCAGGUCUGUUGGGAGAAGUUUGCUCGGUAUUUUGAGGUAGAACUGAAAGAGGUGAAGCUGAGAGAGGGAUAUUAUGUUAUGGACCCUCAAAAAGCUGUAGAAUUGGUAGAUGAUAACACCAUUUGUGUUGCUGCCAUUUUAGGGUCUACUUAUAAUGGCGAAUUUGAGGAUGUGAAACUGCUUAAUGACCUUUUGAUGGAAAAGAACAACAAAACAAAGUGGGACACUCCAAUACAUGUUGAUGCUGCGAGUGGUGGGUUCAUUGCACCAUUUCUGUACCCAAAUUUGGAGUGGGACUUCAGGCUGCCAUUGGUGAGGAGCAUCAAUGUGAGUGGGCACAAAUAUGGACUUGUUUAUGCUGGAAUUGGAUGGGUUGUUUGGCGUGGCAAGAAAGACCUUCCAGAAGAACUUAUUUUUCAUAUCAAUUAUCUUGGAGCUGAUCAACCCACUUUCACACUCAAUUUCUCUAAAGGUGGGUGA
Molecule: messenger RNA, 1182 nt
Organism: Cryptomeria japonica (Japanese cedar)
Lineage: Eukaryota; Viridiplantae; Streptophyta; Pinopsida; Cupressales; Cupressaceae
Product: glutamate decarboxylase 4-like
Exons: 5
Coding region: 214-1182 (322 amino acids)
Biological process (GO): L-glutamate catabolic process
Cellular component (GO): cytosol
Molecular function (GO): pyridoxal phosphate binding; glutamate decarboxylase activity
Source: RefSeq, a predicted model, not a curated record